Acanthopagrus latus (yellowfin seabream) is the source of this 4177-nucleotide messenger RNA. Its product is annotated as glutamyl aminopeptidase. NCBI's taxonomy places the organism in Eukaryota, Metazoa, Chordata, Actinopteri, Spariformes, Sparidae. Gene Ontology annotation, biological process: proteolysis; peptide catabolic process. Gene Ontology annotation, molecular function: zinc ion binding; metalloaminopeptidase activity; peptide binding. Bases 218 to 3097 code for a protein of 959 amino acids. The transcript has 20 exons. Gene Ontology annotation, cellular component: cytoplasm. The record is from RefSeq and is a predicted model, not a curated record.
GGAGAUUCUCUUCGGGUCGGACAGAUUUCCCUUGCUUGCUUCUCCUCCUCUUUCUACUCUCCACCCCUCAGCACCUCAGAGGCAAGCUUUGGAUUAGCUCACACAAUCUAAACACUGUAGGAGAGAGAGCCUGCAGCUUUGACUCCAGGUCAGCUUUAGAGCAGUUUCCCUGCAGAAAGUUGCAUUUAGUCCGGUGAGGUUGAUGCGUUUGUAAGUCAUGGUUGACAGCAUGGACUUUGAGAAACAGCAGAAGCGUUACUGCAUCCGCACUAAGCAUGUAGUCAUCAUCUGUGUGGUGGUAGUGCUGUGUUCUGUGGCGGUGGGCCUCGGGGUGGGCCUCUCCAGGUCGGACACUACCACCACUCCCACAUCAGCCCCGACAGCAGCCCCGACAGCAGAGCCUCCCCAGCCCCCUUUGCCUGGCAGGGGCCCCUGCAAGCCUUCCACCGACUCCAGCGGGGACUGGGUGAAUUUCCGUCUGCCAGACUACGUGAAACCAGUCCACUAUGACCUGCACCUGGAGCCAAACAUGGAAGACGACACCUAUGCUGGGACCGUGAGUGUCCACGUGGAAGUCAGCAAACCCACUCAGCACUUGUGGCUUCACAUUAGGGAGACGUUUGUCAGCGCUAUGCCCAGGCUGACGAUGCUGAACAGCCAGGGGGGCGAGAAGGAGGUGCCAGUGAAGAGCUGUUUUGAAUACAACACUCAUCAGUAUGUAGUGGUGGAGGCCACAGAGCAACUGCCCAUCACAGGCCCAGGAGAGGUGUACGUGCUCAGUCUGGACUUCCAAGGCUGGCUCAACGGCUCUGUGGUGGGAUUCUACAGGGUCAUCUACACCGAGGAUGGGGUCACCAAGAAGAUUGCUGCCACUGAUCACGAGCCAACCGAUGCUCGUAAAUCCUUCCCCUGCUUUGAUGAACCUAAUAAGAAGGCCACCUACAACAUCUCCAUUACUCAUGAUGAUAUCUAUGAAGCUCUGUCCAACAUGCCACAAAUGAGCACCCAGCAACUGUCUCGCAAUAAAAAGAAGACCUCCUUUGAGAAGUCUGUUCCAAUGAGUACCUAUUUGGUAUGUUUUGCUGUGCAUCAGUUUGCAUAUGUGGAAAGAACUUCCGCCAAAGGAAUUCCGUUGAGGAUCUACGCUCAGCCAAGUCAGAUAGCAACUGCAGAAUACGCUGCCAACACAACCAAGAUCAUCUUUGACUACUUUGAGGAAUACUUCAACAUGUCGUACUCCAUCUCAAAACUUGAUAAGAUAGCCAUUCCUGACUUUGGUACUGGUGCCAUGGAGAACUGGGGCCUCAUUACCUACCGGGAGACCAACCUGCUGUAUGAUGAGAACCAGUCGUCCUCCUACAACAAGCAGCGGGUGGCCAGUGUUAUUGCCCAUGAGCUGGUUCAUCAGUGGUUUGGGAACAUUGUGACUAUGGAUUGGUGGGAUGACCUCUGGCUUAAUGAGGGCUUUGCCAGUUUCUUUGAGUAUAUCGGUGUGGAGAAAGCUGAACCAGACUGGGGCAUGCGAGACAUCAUGAUCAUUAGUGACGUGCUUCCUGUCAUGGUGGAUGACGCCCUCCUCUCCUCUCACCCAAUAAUUGUGAAUGUCUCGAGCCCUGCAGAAAUCACGUCUGUGUUUGAUACCAUCUCAUACAGCAAGGGAGCUUCUAUUCUCCGGAUGCUGGAGGACUGGAUGGGUAAAGACCAAUUCAGGGAUGGCUGUCGAAAAUAUUUGAAAGACUACACAUUCAAGAAUGCUAAAACAGCCAACUUCUGGGCAUCUCUUGCUGACGUGAGUGGGUUGCCAAUUGCAGAGGUAAUGGACACAUGGACCAAACAGAUGGGUUAUCCUGUGUUGGACUUAUCUGUCUCAGAGACUAAAGCCAAGCUGAAUCAGACGCGUUUCCUCUUGGAUCCUAAUGCAGAUGCCAGCCAGCCUCCCUCACCUCUCGGGUACAAGUGGACAAUUCCAAUCAAAUGGCACUCUGUGAAAACCGACAAAAAUGUAUUGGCGAUGUUUAGCAAGGACAGUGCAGAUCAUGUCAUCAGUAACUACUCACCCUCGGUGGAUGGGCUGCUGAAGGUUAACAACGAUCACAUUGGAUUCUACAGAGUCAACCAUGACAGCAACAUGUGGAGCACCAUCAGUAAACAGCUUCAAGACAACCACUUGGAGUUUGAUGCAGCUGACCGAACAAGUUACAUUGAUGAUGUUUUUGCUCUUGCGAGGGCCGACAUUAUAGAUUAUGGUAAUGCCUUCAACCUCACCAAGUACCUGACAAAUGAGACUGACUACAUAGUCUGGGAACGUGUGGACUCCUCUAUCACCUAUGUUCGGGACAUGCUCUUGGGCAAGGCACUCUACCCGAAGUUUCAGCAACUGUUUCGUGACCAUGUUCAAUCGAUCGCAACCAAACUUGGAUGGAAGGAUGAAGGGAUGCAGACAGAGAGGUUACUGAGGGAGACUGUGCUCGGCAUUGCUUGUCAGAUGGGAAGUCCGGAGACUCUGAAUGAAGCCGCUAAGAUCUUUGACCAGUGGAUUAAUGGACAAAUCAGCAGUGUACCGGUGAACCUGAGGCUGCUGGUUUAUCGCUACGGCAUGAAGAAAUCAGGGACGGAAGAAAAUUGGAACAAAAUGUUCCAGAAGUACAAAGAUACCUCUUUGGCUCAAGAGAAGGACAAGCUGCUGUACGGUCUGGCAUCUGUGGAGGAUGGGCCGCUCCUUUACAAGCUCCUGGAGACUGCAAAAGAUGAGAGUGUGGUGAGGAGUCAGGAUCUGUUCACUGUGGUGCGAUACGUGUCCUACAACCCAGUGGGGCAGAGCAUUGCCUGGGACUGGACCACACUCAACUGGGACUACCUUGUCAACAGGUACACCAUCAAUGACAGGAAUCUUGGUCGCCUCCCGGGUCAAAUCACCACCACCUACAACACAGAGCCCCAGCUAUGGAAGAUGGAGCAUUUCUUCCAUCAAACACCCAAUGCUGGAGCUGGCGAGAUGCCCCGGCAGCAGGCUCUGGAGAGAGUGAGGAACAACAUCGAGUGGAUCAAGAGGAAUGAGAACGAGAUCAGCGCGUGGCUGGAGAACAACGUCAUCUGAAACAGCGGCACUUCUGCAAAACACUGCAGGGAUACAGACACACUGUAUAUAUGUUUUUUGUGACCAGUUCUUCUACGUGUUUUUGUGAAUUUUUAACUUAUGAAAGAAAUCUGAAUCAUUUUGUUUUCAUCAAGUCACAAAUGAAAGUAUUAGGGAUGUGAUGAUACCAAAAACUCAUGGUACAAUAUCGUCCUGAUAUAUAGUCCUCGGUGCGAUAUUUAUCACUAUAUCAAAAACAAGAAAAGAAAAGAUGACCUGAACAAUGUCCUUUAAUAAUAAAUGUGAUGUGUACAGCAUUUAUUAUUUGUAUACAAUUUGUUUUACUAUAGGUACUACUUUUGUCCUUCUUUAGUGUAAUACAAUUAUGUGUGAAAAGUAGCUAUUGGACUAUGUACAAAUGAAAAACAUACAACUGUAUAUGAUGAUAUUGCCUGGACUUUCGCAGCUGCAGUGUCUCUGGGCUUGCUCGGUGAAGCAGACAGGACAAGUGGCGGAGCAGCGACAGGACAGCCCAGUGGACAGACAGCCUUGCUCGCUCCACCUGAAGAGGUCUUGUAAGAACUCUGUCUUCUUGAGCAGUAUGACUGCGCCCUCUGCUGUUCAAACAGACCAAUACAAUGACAAGGACAGAUGGCAGAGUGCAUUCGUACCGAUUUCCCUUGUAAGAUCCCGACGAGCAAACUAACCCCAUGACAGGCUGGUAGAUAUUAUCACAGUCCCAUAAUGCUUUUGCUCAAUUUUGUUUUAUCGCGAUACCUUCAAAUUGGGUAUUUUGUCACAUCCCAAGAAAACAUUGCGUUAAAUUAAAUCAAAAUGACUUUUUCUCAGGUGCUGGAAUCCUCAUGGACAAAGACACUGGCUUUUAUUAUGUGGCUCAGUGAGACUUCUGCUCUGAUUGUCAGGCCCACCUUUAUCAUGACCCAUUCUCCCUAAUCUCACCUGGUUUCCUAAAGUGCUCUUGGUGUGCAGCACACAAAAUAAAUACACACGUUUAUUUGUAUUUGUAUGCAAUGAUAUAAGUGUAGUGUUUGUUGGAGAUUAAUGAAUACAUUUUUAAUAAAAAAGACAUUGUGUGCAUCA